AUGGAAACGGAAACGGGAACCUGGUUUUCUUUGAGGGAAGUAACCUGGCGUUCAACUUGGAGGAUCUUUUUAGGGCUUCUGCAGAGGUUCUGGGGGAAGGGUACUUUCGGUACAACUUAUAAAGCAGCAUUGGAGGAUUCAAAUGCGGUUGUGGUGAAGAGAUUAAAAGACGUGUAUGUAACAAAACGGGAAUUUGAGCAACAAAUGGAGAUUGUUGGAAGCAUACGACAUGAGAAUGUGGUUCCUUUAAGAGCUUAUUACUACUCCAAAGAUGAAAAGUUAAUGGUGUAUGACUACUUCAAUGAAGGGAGCGUUUCUUCGAUGUUACAUGCAAAAAUAGGACAUAAUACGAAUCCCUUAGAUUGGGAAAGCCGAUUAAAAAUAGCAGUGGGAGUAGCAAAAGGAAUAACUCACAUCCACACACAAUCCGGAGGAAAGCUUGUUCAUGGAAACAUAAAAUCCUCCAACACCUUCCUCAACCGCCACCGCCACGGUUGUAUCUCUGAAAUGGGCCUGGCGGGAGUGACGACUCCGGCGGCGGUGAGGGGCGGUGGCUACCAAGCACCGGAAACAAUGACCGCCAAGAAAAUCUACCAAGCAUCAGACGUCUACUCUUUUGGGGUUUUACUACUUGAGCUUCUCACUGGAAAGUCACCGGCUAAUGCAACGUGUGGGAAUGAGGUGGUGCACUUGGUGAGAUGGGUGCACUCAGUGGUUCAGGAGGAAUGGACAGCUGAGGUUUUUGAUGUGGAGCUUUUGAAGUACCCCAAUAUAGAAGAGGAGAUGGUUGAGAUGUUGCAGAUAGCCAUGCAAUGUGUUGGGAAGUCGCCCGAGCAGAGGCCGAAAAUGGCGGAGGUGGUGAAAUUAGUGGAGAACAUUCGAAUCACUGCUGUAUCUACCGUAAUAUAACAACAGCCUUUUAUUGUUUACAAUCGAAAUUUAUAUCAAUAAGGAAUUUGGUGCAUAACAUGUUAAGAGGCGUUUUGUUUGGUUCUUGGAAUGUUUUUAUAAGGAAUGUAAUAUGUUAUAGGAAUCAUAAUAUGUUGUUACGUGUUUGGUUGAGC
Molecule: messenger RNA, 1064 nt
Organism: Lactuca virosa
Lineage: Eukaryota; Viridiplantae; Streptophyta; Magnoliopsida; Asterales; Asteraceae
Source: the annotation of a GenBank genome assembly